Molecule: messenger RNA, 5368 nt
Organism: Rhineura floridana
Lineage: Eukaryota; Metazoa; Chordata; Lepidosauria; Squamata; Rhineuridae
Gene: WDR97
Product: WD repeat domain 97
Exons: 32
Coding region: 38-5143 (1701 amino acids)
Molecular function (GO): protein binding
Source: RefSeq, a predicted model, not a curated record
CUGUGUGUGGAUGAAUCUCCCUGCUCUCUCCUGAAGCAUGGAGUCUGCCUUUAGGAGCACGGCAGGACUUGCAGGGACAGUGGCCAUGCAGAGCAGCCCCUCAGGGAGACGAAAGCGGCUGCACUGCCAGUCACAGCCAGCCAAAAAGAAGAUAAAGGAAGACGAGGAGGUGGAGAAGCAAAAGCAGAAUGAGGCGGCAGAGGCGCCCCAGAGCAGACAGCAGAGCAAGGGGCGCACGCUGUGGCGCAAACUCCAGGCGGGCUUCCGUCAUGCUUUGGAAAGGAUGAAGAAUGAGGAGAUGAAAGUAACCUACCUGAGCCAUGGCCUACAGCACCUCUGCCGCAUUGCCUUGGUCAGCCCUGUGCGCUACGUGACACAUGAUUCACACAAGAGGAUUUUUGUGGUGCUUGACUCAGAGAACAUGUUGCACUUCGUGAGGGAGGACGGCUCCUACAAGAGUGGCAAGAGAGCACCUGCUCCCAUGACGGGGCUCUUGUAUGCCACUCAGGUCAACCAGUUUGUGGCCUGGGACGAUGGGGGGCUCCAGGUCCUGGACUCUGGCUUCCAGCUGCUCUCCCAGGUGCAGUCCACCCUGCCAAUCCGAUGUGGCCUUUAUAGCGAGUAUCUGAACCGGAUUGUGACAGCUGGAGACGGAAACUUCACCAUCUGGGACUUCCGCUAUGGUUUCCGGAGUCUGCAGUGCCGCGUUAUUGUGACCGAGGGCCUGGGGCCUGGUGAUGUCUUCAGCCACCUAGCCUUGGAUGCCAGUAGCACUGAUCCCCACCGCUGUUUUGCCUCUUGUGACACGGGCGCUGCUGCCUUUGAUGUCUCCAAGGGAAAACUCAUGUCUUUCAAGAAGGAGCUUCACAGCAGGGUGAUCACGGAUAUCACUUACUGCGAAGCGAUUGGCUGUGCUAUUACAGCCUCACGAGACACCACCAUCAAGGUCUGGGACAAGAACUGGCACAUUCAGACGGUCUUUGUGGGCCAUACUGCUCCAGUCAUUGCAGUGACCAUCUACCCUCAGAGGCCCCUCAUCUUCUCUGCCUCCCAAGAUGGAACUAUUCGCACUUGGAACCUGGACACGAUUGACCAGGUGGACCAGGUCCACAUCUCUGAGCCCAUAGAAGUCCUGGAGACCAAAACCACCUCGCGCGUCAUCUCCGUCUCUGGCGCGUCCCUGAACCUCUGGAAGAUCAACAAGCUCUAUUCGCUGUAUACGUCUGUGGGGUCUCCCAUCAAGCGCCUCAGCUGCAUCAACCUGAUGGCCCUGGGCAACUUCCCCGUCCGCAUCCUCUGUGUCUGCCAGGACUCCACGGUGAGGAUGGUGGAUGCGCAAAGCGGCAUCAUCCUCUCUGUCCUCUUCUUGGACAACCCCCUCCAGGCCCUGGACAUGGCUUACUGCUUGCCCCGGGAGACCCUCUUUGUGCUGGUGGAGGAUGGGACCUUGCUGCGUGCCAACAGUGCCCUCGACCCCAUGCCAGUGAAGAAGAGCAUGCCAAGCAGCAGCUGGGAAUCCAGCCCCUGCUCCCUCCUGGUCUACAGCCACAUGGUGGACCCUGAGAGGGCAUACUCCGAGUGGCUGGAAGUGGUGGACAGCAAAGGCUACCGGAUGCACUGGCAGAAGGUCCCACAAAAAAUGCAGGAGAAAAACAGGUACAUGCUAAUUUUAGGACACAAAACUGGGUUCCUCACCAUAAUGGAAUGGUCUCUGAGCCGAACCCAGUACAAAGUGGAGGCUCACGGCUCUGCACCAGUCACAGCGUUGGCUGAAUACCCCACGCAGACAUGCAUCAUUUCAGCUGGAGCUGAUCUCACGGUGAAGAUGUGGCGCAUUUUCCCCUACACUAUGGAGUGCCUGGUCCCGCUCAUGUGCUUCUCCUGCGCCUCCCCUGCGUUGCACAUGUGCUCCCUGGGGGAGACACUGGCUGUGGCCUUCCAAGAUCCUGAAACCGUCACCUACAGCAUCACCUACUAUAACCUGAUGGAGCAGACACGCUGUGAGCAUGGGCCCGAAGAUGACGCACAGGAUGGCAUUGCAGGCCUGUGCUGCUGCCCCAACCUGAAGCUCUUUGCCUCUGCCAGCAGGGAUGGCUCCGUGAAGGUGUGGGACAUCAACAACAAGCUGCUGCGGCACCUGAAGCUGAACACGAUCCCGGAGAGCCUGGCUUUUGCCAACGAUUGGGGGGACCUGCUGGUCGGCAUUGAGCGGCACCUCUACCUCAUCCACCAUAACAAGUACUUGCCCAGCUACUACAAGAUGAAGCUGAUGUGUGCAAAGUUCCUGGAGCCCAUCAAGGACGUCCCCCUCCCACUCAGUGACUCGUGCUUUGAGGCUCUGGUCAAGGAGAACGCCAGGCGACUGAUGCAGGAUCCACCCUUGGAAGAGACUGAGUCACCUGUGGCUGGAUCCCGCCGCUUGGCCAUGAAAGAAUCAAAAAUGCUUUGGGAAAUGCAGGCCAAGACACAGGGAUUUUCCCAAAUGGCCAAGAGGAACCAGGAUUUAGAGCUCGUCCAGAAGGGGAAGAAGAGCACAACCAAGAAAUUGCGGCUCACCAGGGAAAUGAAGGAAGAGGCCUUUGAGAAAUACCUGCAGAUCUUCUACAAGAAACAACCCAAAAUUGAGAUCCCUGAGGAGGACACCUUUAAUGCGGAUGAGGUGCUGGAAGUGCUGUGUCGGGCUGAUUCCGUCUCUGAGCUGUAUGGGCCAGAUGGCAUGUUCUUGGGGUGUUUCCGUCAACCAUCUGUCCUGAAAGCUGCCAACCAGAUGUUGGAGGGUGCCAGCUCCCUUGCCCAUGGAAGCGGACAGAUUUCCUCCACACUCCCAUCUCGCAUCAGAGAGGCUUUAUUCCUGCUUCCUCCCAUGAGAAAGGUCACAAGUGCACAGAUGGGUGUCAGAGGAAAGGCAGAGCAGCCUUCAGAAGAAGUGCAAGAGCUCCUGCUGCCACUGCCAAGCCCCUCGCUUGGGGCCUCCCAGCACAUCUUUGGUCCUGGCCCAGAGGAAGCAGCCAAGUCGCAGUCCUCCUUGAGAGCUACUUCUCGAGGCCUCCUGCUCUCUGCCGUUGACUCCAGGGAGGGGCGGAUCAAGGCCCGUAAGGAGCAGUUUGAUAAAGACUUGGACAUGAUUAAAGAGUCUGAAACUGUGCUUCAAGUCUUGCCCUCUUCGCAAGUCUCCUUGUCCCCCAGUUCCACCGUGGACCACACCAAGAGCGAGAAGAGUGUUGUCUUCAAGGAGUCUCCUUCGCCAGACAAGAGCCAGGACUCCCCCCGGUCCCUGAGCUCUCCUUCCCGUAUGAGGAGCCCAACAUCUUCUGUGACCAUCAAGGGCUUCUUUCCGGAGAGGCCGCCGACAAGCAGCCAGGACCAUCUCAAGCUGCAGACGGUUACCAGGCUAAGCUCUGGCUCAAAUUCAGCUGUCUUUCCUGGCCUUUUUUCUGUUUGUGCAGGGUCACAGGAACAAGAGAGCCAGCCAGGUUUACUGCUGCCCAGGAUAUCAUCUGGGUUCAUCCCCAAUUCAGUGGCUGCCUUGCAGUUUUAUAGUCAGAAACUGCUUAUGGAGGACAGAGAAGAGACAUUUGUGAGGGUGAUAGGACCCGAGGAGGUGCCAGAGAGCUCUUCUGGCUCAAGAAUCCUCGCAGAGUGGAAGGUUGUCAUGGGUGAAGAUGAGCAGCCGUCGCCAGAGAGAGGCGUUUCAGCAGCGGGCAGCUUAGCCAAGUCCAGGAGCAAGAAGAGCAUGCCUGAGGUUUUCAUGACUCAGCUGGACGAGUCUCAGUACCGAGACCUGGAGGCAGAGCCACCGUCCUUCAUCGUGCCCUUCAUGGACAUGGCGUGGUUCAUGGCGCUUUUUCCUGAGGGCUUUCCACCAGGGAUGAGUUUGAAUCAGUUUUUGACAAAGCUCCUGGCAUCCUUGGUCAGCGCAGACUUUGGCACAAAGGUGGACCUAGUUGAAGCCAUCGUGAGCCUGAAAGAGAAGAUGGGGAAUCGGAUGAAAGAUGCCUUCCACGAUACCCUUAUUCAGGUCCUGAACAAGAAGAGUGACACUCCCUCUUUCCAGGAAAGGAAACAGAGGAAGUUCAUCUGGUCUGCCCUGCGUGCCCUCAUGACUAUCAGAAAGGACAGCAAGGAGCUGAUGGUGGAGCUGAUGACCUAUUACUUGAAGUCUCCUGUCCCUGCCAGGAUGAUGGUUAAGGAUCUGAUGAAGGAGGUGGGAGUUCAGGAUCCUCACAACUAUUUCUACAAGGAAUUGGACUGCUGGCAGGUGGAGGAAACUGACAGCAAAGAGGCAAUGCGGGGAACCUGUGACCAGUGGCUGGAAGGGUUGAUGCAGGAGCUCCAGGAGCACAGAGGCCACAUUUUGGGGCAGAAGGAUCCAUCUGGAAGGAAGCGUUUCUUUCAGCAUUUCCAGAAGGAGCAGAGCAGCUCCACAGUGGACUAUGAGGGGCACCCAGAGAGCAAAUACUCCUUCCCUGAGAGCUACAAAGAGGUGCAGGGCGGUGUGGACCAGGAAGGUCAACCAGAGAGGAAAUAUUCCUUGGAGAGCAACAAAGAGGGGCAGGCGGAGGAAGACCUGGACAACAAGGAGCAGGCAGCGAGGAGGAAGUCCUUGGAGGAGGAGGACGGUGAUCAGGAGGAGGAGAGUCCACAGGAACAGGUGGAUGGUGAUAAGAUGGAUCAAGAGGAGCAGCCAGAGAGGAGGGAUCCAAGAGACGUGGAGGCCAAGGCUGCUCAGUGCUGGAUGCAGGCAGUGCUCCCCAUAGAUGCUAUCCAUUACUUCACUGAAAAGGUGUUGGCAAGAGAGCUGGAGGAGAUGAAGUGGCUGGUCUCUUCUGCACUAGACAGCCCCAGGGACACCGUCAUGGCCUUGCCCCCAAUUAAGAAGAAACGUGCCAUCCUGCGACUUGGAGAAACGAACACAAUGUUGAGGAAAAGAAUAGCUGAGCGCUUCUACUUCCCGUACAUCUUCCCACGUUAUCUCAUGAAAGGAUUUGUACCCUUUAUGAAACUUCCGCUGCCGAAAAUCAACUUGGAUCCGUUCCCGCCCACUCUGGAGAGGCCAGCUUCACCAAAGUCAUUUACUGCCAUGCAGCAGUUAGUACGGAAAUAUUUCAUCCCAAAGUUUUCAUAUGCUGACAGCUAUCCUUAAAGUCUCCAAAGGCUUGCAAGACUCUGGACUGGAGACACCCGACUUCCACAGGGGAGGGGAGAUUGCUCCAGACUGGGAAUGGGGGAUGGAGAACAGGUUUAACGGGCCUUGGUGCCCCCCCCAAUUCAAAGAGAUGGCAAUAAUGGGAGACAGGCCAUCUGCCACAGACCUGCCCAGAUAAAAUGAAAACCCAAAGUGAAGGCAUGGCACAAAUAAAAGCAAAUA